Linum trigynum is the source of this 947-nucleotide messenger RNA. The record is from the annotation of a GenBank genome assembly. Lineage: Eukaryota; Viridiplantae; Streptophyta; Magnoliopsida; Malpighiales; Linaceae.
CUAGAAGAGGAAACGAAGAAUGUCCAUUCUGUAGACUUAAGGAAACACAACUCACAUUUUCAGAGACUACAGGUGGGUUCGAAGAGUUUGGCAACCAACAUCGAUCAAAAGUUUGUUCAAGAAAUGAGAGGACAUUACUUGCGAAUAAUGGAUUUGUGCCCUGCAAGAGAUGGAGUCGACUGAAGACAUCGACAAAUUCCUCGUAUCCUUGUGGUUCAUAUGGACAGAAAGGAAUAGCCACCUGUGGAACAAUCAAAAGAGAGAGGAGUGGGAGAUCAUCGAUCGGACUAUCCAGUGGCUAGAGGAAUACAAUCAUCACCAACUUACACCUACCACCGAUGGGCAGAAGAAGAUAACGACAUGGAAGCCAUCGAUGGCGGGGGUGUAUAAGAUCAAUGUGGAUGCAACGGUGUUUGAGGGAAAUGGAUAUGGUUUUGGGGUGGUGAUAAGAUAUGAGUUUGGGAACUUUUGCCUAGCAGGGGUAAAGUGCACCAGAAGGCAGUGGCUGCCUGAAUUUGCAGAAGUGACAGUGAUUGAUUUCGGUUUGGAGGUGGCUAAGAGUAUCAUUUUUCACUUGGAUUGAUUGAAUCAGAUUGUCUGGGUGAGGUGCAAUGCCUUCAGAUAAAGGAAGGUGAAGAAACGAAAAUUGCGGAGGUGUGUGAGGAAUUCCGGGCUAAGUUUAUUGAAGUUUGUGGGUUGAAUCUCUCCUUUGUGGGCGAGGCCAAUAAAGCGGUCCAUUUAAUGGCAUACACUCUUUGUAAUUGGGAGGAAGAGGAAAUUUGGACCUCUAGGCUAUAAACUUUCCUCAUUCUUGUGCUUCUUUCUAAUUGUAACAGAUCACCCAUGAAUCAAUCAUAAACGAUCCAGGUCUUUCCCAUUAAUUUUUUUUUUUGGUUUUUCUUCAAGUUACUUGACUUGAUAUUUUCAAAUGAAUCUAAGGCACUAAG